Molecule: messenger RNA, 1596 nt
Organism: Cryptomeria japonica (Japanese cedar)
Lineage: Eukaryota; Viridiplantae; Streptophyta; Pinopsida; Cupressales; Cupressaceae
Exons: 7
Coding region: 1-1596 (531 amino acids)
Molecular function (GO): protein dimerization activity
Source: RefSeq, a predicted model, not a curated record
AUGCCACGUCAAAAAGACUUUGCAUGGACACAUUGCACAGCAAUUCCUGGUAGCACGAAGGUCAAGUGCAAUUGGUGUCAAGAUGAGAUCAGUAGUGGAAUUUAUCGUUUCAAAUGGCAUUUGUCAAAAGAACGAGGAAAUAACACCGAAAUAUACAAAAAAUGCCCUGCAUAUGUCUCAUAUCAGGCAAAGCAAUCUCUUGAAGGGAUUGCUAAGAAUAAGGCCAAAAAGGCAAAAAUUGGGGUUGAACUAGGUUCAAGUUCUACAAAUCCUAGGAUGCAUGAUUUGGGUGAGGAUGGUGAAGAUGGGGGUUUCAGGGAAUCUGGGUCGACACAUAAUUCUAUAGCACGUGGACCAAACACAGGUAGAGGAAACACUAAUGCUUUCUUCCAACCUCAUACUACACCAGGAUCACAAAACACUUUGGAGAGUACAAGAUGGAGGAAAAUUGUCACUGAACAAGCAAAGAAGGCAAUUGCUAAUUAUUGGUACUCCUCUCACACGGCAUUCCAUGCUUCCAAAAAUCCAUAUUGGCAACCCAUGGUAGAUGCUAUUGCAGCUGUAGGUCCUGGGUUUCAAGCCCCAUCUUAUGAAUCAUUGAGGGUUGGUAUGCUGAAAGAUGCAAUAGAGGAUGUUCAAGAUGUUAAACAACAUCGAUUGCAGUGGGUUAGAACUGGUUGCAGAAUCAUGUCAGAUGAUUGGACAGAUAGAAGGAACCAAACUCUCAUUAACUUCCUUGUCUCUUGGCCACAAAAUGUGGUUCAAUUUAUCACAGACAAUGUUGCUGCUUGUGUUGCUGCAGGGAGACUUCUAACAGAUAAAUACCCUUCCAUGUUUUUUACACCAUCUGAGUGGAUGGAGUCUGGUUUCACAACUCAAGCAAAUGGCAUAGCAGUGGCAGAGUAUAUGCAUUCUACCACCUUUUGGGAAUCUAUUGAACAGAUUGUAGAAUUUUCAAAGCCUUUAGUAAAAGUCUUGAAACUAGUGGAUGGGGAUAAACCCCCAUGGGAUGUGUAUGAGGCCAUGGAUAGGGCCAAGGAGACUAACUUCAUGGAAAUUGAUGUUGAGAUCAAACAAGGCUUCUUCAAGUGCAUGGAAAAAAUGUUUCUUGACUUGGAAAAAUUUGAUGCGGUUACGAUAGAGUUGGAAGUGUACAAGCAUGCCAAGGGCUUUCUCUCUUCUAGGGCUGCUAUACAAAGCAGAAAGACCAUUCAACCAGCUGCAUGGUGGGCUUCUUUUGGAGACGAAAUACCAAAUUUAAGGUGGAUGGUAGUGCACAUUUUGAGCCAACCAUGCAGCUCAUCAGCUUGUGAGCGUAAUUGGAGUGUGUUUGAACACAUACAUUCCAAGAAACGCAACCGCCUAUCACAACAACAGCUGAAUGACCUAGUAUUUGUUCAUCACAACCUCUGUUUGAAGAUAAGGAAAGCUCAAGGAACUAUUGAGGAAGGCUUGCCAAUUGACCUCAAUGAGAUAUAUCCAGAGUGUAAAAGCAAAGGGGCAGAUUUUGAAAGAAUUCCAUUACAUUAUCAGACAUGGAGCAACAACAGCAAGUUUGGGGAAGAUCAGACAUUAAUGAGAAUUUCCAAGUUCUGA